GGGCGGCUCUGAUCUCUGGCCACGCCCCACCCCUGCUCCGAGCAUAAAGCCAGAGCCCAGUUCAGCACAGGCGUCAGCUCUAACACAGAACCUGCACCAUGCCUAUGACCUUGGGGUACUGGAACCUUCGGGGGCUGGCUCACGCCAUCCGCAUGCUUCUGGAGUACACUGACACUAAGUACGAGGAGAAGAAGUACCAGAUGGGCGACGCUCCCGACUAUGACAGAAGCCAGUGGCUGGAUGAAAAAUUCAAGUUGGGCCUCGAUUUCCCCAAUCUGCCCUACUUAUUCGAUGGGCCUCACAAGAUCACCCAGAGCAAUGCCAUCCUUCGCUACCUGGCUCGCAAGAACAACAUGUGUGGGGAGACGGAAGAGGAGCAGAUUCGUGUGGACAUCCUGGAGAACCAGAUUAUGGACACCUUUAUGCAAAUGGCCCGGACGUGCUACAGCCCUGACUUUGAGAAGCUGAAGCCGGACUUCUUGAAGGGACUCCCCGACACGCUGAAGCUGUUCUCGCAGUUUCUGGGAAAGAGGCCCUGGUUUGCAGGGGACAAGCUCACCUACGUGGACUUCCUGGCUUACGAUCUCUUCGACAAGCUCCGCAUGUUCGAGCCCCCGUGCCUGGAUGCAUUCGCCAACCUGCAGGACUUCAUGGCCCGCUUUGAGGGCCUGAAGAAGAUCUCUGCCUACAUGAAGUCCAGCCGCUACCUUCCACGCCCUGUGUUCGGAAAAAUGGCGUUGUGGGGCAACAAGUAGGCCUCCCAGGAAGGAGACGGAAGUACAAGCAGUUCGUGAUUUCUAUAGUGGAGCCUCAUGAAUAUUUGGACUUUCCUGCACCCCAGAAUCAGCCUGUUAUGAUUUCUCCUCCUUCCCCUUGUCCACCUGACUCUGUCUUCAUGGUCCUUCCAGCUGGAGCUCCUGGCCGCUGCUCCUGGGGGAAACAGUGGCAUGAACUGCCCACUAUGUCUCCCGCCUAAGUUCAACCCUGCUCUAGAGACCGGGCAGCUCCCUGUGGGGUUCCCCAGCCUCGCUGCUCCCCAGUAAAACCUCCCUCGGUCUGUC
Sorex fumeus (smoky shrew) is the source of this 1061-nucleotide messenger RNA. RefSeq names its product glutathione S-transferase Mu 1-like. Lineage: Eukaryota; Metazoa; Chordata; Mammalia; Eulipotyphla; Soricidae. The record is from RefSeq and is a predicted model, not a curated record. Gene Ontology annotation, molecular function: glutathione transferase activity. The coding region runs from base 99 to 755 and encodes 218 amino acids. Gene Ontology annotation, biological process: glutathione metabolic process. The transcript is spliced from 8 exons.